Messenger RNA from Acipenser ruthenus (sterlet), 2877 nucleotides. Its product is annotated as extracellular matrix protein A-like. The transcript has 10 exons. The coding region runs from base 1865 to 2806 and encodes 313 amino acids. Lineage: Eukaryota; Metazoa; Chordata; Actinopteri; Acipenseriformes; Acipenseridae. The record is from RefSeq and is a predicted model, not a curated record.
GUCUCUGCAGAACACCAUGAAGGUCGUGUUGGGCAUCCUGGUUCUUCUCCACUGCGCAGCAGAGGCACAUCUCCACUCUGGCACGCACUUGCCGAUUCUUCCUGAGCAACAUCCGAAGAAUCCGACCCUUCCUCACCAACUAUGCUACCCAGCUCCUGGUCCAGGCCCUGGUACUCUCCCGCCUAGACUACUGCAACUCCCUCCUGGCUGGCCUCCCUGCGUCCGCCACCCGUCCGCUCCAGCUCAUCCAGAACUCUGCUGCUCGCCUGGUGUUCUCUCUACCUCGCUUCGCCCACGCUACUCCACUACUCCGCUCGCUCCACUGGCUCCCGAUCACCGCUCGCAUCCAGUUCAAGACUCUUGUACUAGCCUACAGAUGCCUUGAUCAGACUGCACCCAGCUACCUCCAGACCCUCAUCUCUCCCUACACCCCCACUCGACCUCUCCGCUCCGCCUGCACUAGAAGACUGGCUCUACCUCCGCUACGCUCCCCUGCCUCCCGAGCCCGCUCCUUCUCCACCCUUGCUCCGCAGUGGUGGAACGACCUUCCUACAGAUGUCAGGACUGCCCAGUCCCUGACCACAUUCCGGCGCCUCCUUAAGACUCACCUCUUCAAACAGCACCUGUAGAACUCCUCUGUUGUAUCCUGGGACACUAUCACCCUUCAUUUAAAUAUGCUUUAUUUUGCUCUUAUCUGCCCCCUAUUUUACUGCAUUUAAUCCUGUACCUCAGAAUAUUGUAAUCUCCCAAGUGUUUAAUCUGUAGUAUUUUGUACUUAAUCAUAUCCUGAUGUAACUAUCACUACUUAAUCAUAUCCUGAUGUAACUUUCACUAUUAUCUGCUGUAUUAUUGAAUUGUGGUUUGUCACACUUGAGAAUUAUUGUAUUUCUUGUUCUUAUUGUAUGACUUAUAUUGUAACACUUGAAUGUAUUUGUAUUUGCUUGCGAUUGUAAGUCGCCCUGGAUAAGGGCGUCUGCUAAGAAAUAAAUAAUAAUAAUAAUAAUAAUAAGAUGUGUCAUUUCUAUGUUUUAUAUUCCUACCUGUGUGAUUUACAUUUUUCACUCAGUAAUCAGUGAUAUACAAACAAAUGAUAGACCACGUUGUGCUUUAAUCUUAAACAGCCAUGUGCUCCUUUUUCUCUAUGUUUUUUUAAUGCACUGCAUUUGUGGCCUAUUGAACUCAUCAGUAUAUUAGUCCAGUUUUACAAUUUAGACUAAUUUGCUUAUUUUUACAAUUUUCCAAGAUUUUCACUUCCAGUGGUUUGAUUUUAUCUGUACAAGAACAGAUAAAAUUUUAUCUGUCUACAGAAGCAACCGGGAGUUCUAAUUUUUUUUUUUUUGUUUGUUUGACUGCAUAUAUAUUUAUUAUAAAACAUGUGAGAUAAAUAGAAAUGUCUUUGGGGGGAAAAUCAGUUUAUUGGACAAAUAGUACAAAAUAAACAAAAAAAUAGACAUAAUAAUAAAAUCAGCACAUAUUAAAAAUACAACAUACACAUAAUAUAUACAACACGUUUAUCUGUGAAAAUAAUAAUAAUGAUAUUUUAAUAAGCGCGGCAUAUUUGAAGGCGUGCGCACAGAUAUCUCGCGCACAUGAGUAUAAAUGGCCGUUAGUGUGCGCGCGCAACUGUAACUGCCUGCCGUUCUCGUCAACACAACAUCGGCUCGAGCGAGGUGACCAUUAUAAAACUGUUGAGGCUCCUCUUUAAAACACUUAAAAUGUCAAAAAAAAAACUGAAUAACCGCCACGUUUGGGUUUUCUGGGUGAAGAAUAAAGAGGUCAGUAUUACCUAUGAAAAUGUGUUGAAGACAAAGAGCUCCUGUCAGAUCCAGAGCGGACUAGCCUUGUAGAACACGGAUCAAUUCACAUGAAGAAGCCCAAAGAUUACCCGGCAAGAGUUUUAGCAGUGAGUGUGCAAACCCUGUCAUGCUAUACUUGUGCUGCUGGGACUCCUUACACCACUUGUAUGACCAGUGAAAACUGUGCAGCUGAUAUACCAUCGUGUUUCAGUGCUUAUACAAUCACAGGAAGCACCAUCACUGUUAAAAAAGGCUGCACGCCCACUUGUGUACCUGACCCACAAACAUUCUGUUGCACUACAAACAACUGCAAUGUGGUACAGCUGCCAUGCUACACCUGCCUUAAAACGAGUGAUGAAUCAACAUGUACUAUUACCAUCUGCGGCUUCUCAGAGAUUGUGUGUAAGAACACCUUCGAGAAAACUGGAACAGGACCAACUGCCACCUACUCUGUGUCAAAGACCUGUGCUACCAGAGCGACUUGUAUUAAUCAACAGGAUGCAUUUCCUCUAUUGUUAUGCUGCGGACAAGCCAGGUGUAAUGUGAUAUUCAUAUGCUUCACAUGUGAUGAAACAACCGAUGAAAGUUCCUGUACUCCAACUUUCUGUGAAAAAGGAACAUUCUGCAAGAGUGACUACAAACUGAACGGGGCAGUGCCUGUUGUCACUAAGUCCUGUGCAGCUGAUUGCAAAGCUGUUGACAAUACAGCAGACAAAAACGUGAGGACAACUUGCUGCAAAACGGGAUUUUGUAAUGAAAACGCCUUGAGUUGCAACACUUGUACUAAUGAAGCUGACGAACCUAAAUGUGCAGCAACAGCCUGCGCUGCAGCUGACACACGAUGUCAGAGCACUUAUACCCUCACUGCCCCAGAUGUUCCAGUAUCAAAGGCAUGUGCUGAGGCUUGCACACCAUCCGCUACUGUGAAGUGCUGCGGUACAUCUCAGUGUAACGGUAAUGCUAACGUUAUUGUUAAUUAUACAAUGGCAGUCACUGAGGCGGCACACUGAUUGGUCACAUGUUCACAUGUUCUAACUGGAGAACUUUAACAAAACACCACCUGGAGGCAAACAAACAAAAC